AUGGUCUAUAUAAACGAGACGUCUUCACCCGAAACACCGUUGCUGACUGUCACAGGAUUCCCCGACCCAUUCGCGGUGGCCACCAUCAACGGCGAACAAACAAAGACCACCGGCGUCAGCAAACGGACGCUGAAUCCCUAUUGGAACGAGAGCUUCGACUUUCGAGCAAAUGAAGGCAGCAUCCUCGCGGUACAAGUCUUUGAUCAAAAGAAGUUCAAGAAGAAGGACCAAGGUUUCCUUGGUGUCAUCAAUAUUAGAGUCGGAGAUGUCAUGCCAGACCUCGGCCCUGACUCUGACGACCAAAUGCUUACAAGAGACCUCAAGAAGUCGACCGAUAACCUUGUGGUCCACGGAAAGUUAAUCAUCAACCUUUCAUGUAACCUCAGCACGCCCGCACGGGGGGGUCAGGCCUCCAGCAGCCGGCCGGCCCUGUCCGUUCCUGGCACAUCAAGCUCUUCUGCCCUCUCCGCUCCCGAUGGUAGACCAAGCUCGUCCAUGUCCAACCAGAACGGCAUUUCUCCUGCGCCUCAAUUGACCUUGCCUCAUCACUCGCCUCUUUUCAGCUCGAGUUCUUCCCCUGCUCCGGGAUUGAAUGGCACGGGUUCCUCUUCAAGGCCGACCAGUCAAUUGAGCCCCUUCGAGGACAACCAGGGCCGACUUCCUGCCGGCUGGGAGAGACGAGAAGAUAAUUUGGGGCGAACAUACUACGUUGACCACAACACACGCACAACCAACUGGAAUCGCCCUACCGCCAAUGGCGGCGCAGAGACUCGAGAGCGAGAAGCCGCAACAGCAGUAGAGCGACAGCGACACCAGAAUCGUACGCUGCCCGAAGACCGGACAGGCACUAACUCACCGCCUCUGUCUCAGCAGCAGCAGCAGCAGCCGCCGCAGCAGCAGGGUGGUUCCCAGUCAGGAGGCGGCGGCAGUCCGACUGGUCCCGGCAGCCCUACCCAAACCGGCGCGAGCACCACGGUGAUGCACACCGGUGCAACGAGUCCCGGCACUGGAGAGCUUCCACCGGGCUGGGAACAAAGAUGGACACCGGAGGGACGUCCCUACUUUGUUGACCACAAUACCAGAACGACUACCUGGGUCGAUCCCCGUCGUCAACAGUAUAUUCGCAUGUAUGGCGGCCAAAACAACACCAACGGCCAAAUUCAACAGCAACCAGUCUCGCAACUCGGGCCCCUGCCCAGCGGUUGGGAAAUGCGGCUCACCAACACUGCGCGGGUGUAUUUUGUCGACCACAAUACCAAGACAACCACGUGGGACGAUCCACGUCUGCCGUCGUCCUUGGACCAGAACGUUCCUCAAUACAAGCGAGACUUCAGACGCAAGCUCAUUUACUUCCGAUCUCAGCCUGCUAUGCGAAUCCUCAGCGGCCAAUGCCACAUCAAAGUCAGGCGUGAGCAUAUUUUUGAGGAUUCUUUCGCCGAGAUUACACGUCAGUCCGCCACUGACUUGAAGAAGCGGCUGAUGAUCAAAUUCGACGGUGAAGACGGCUUGGACUACGGAGGUCUGUCCCGAGAGUUCUUCUUCCUGCUGUCUCACGAGAUGUUCAACCCGUUCUACUGCCUUUUCGAGUACUCUGCGCACGAUAACUACACCCUGCAGAUCAACCCACACUCGGGCAUCAACCCAGAGCACCUGAACUACUUCAAGUUUAUCGGACGCGUAGUUGGGUUGGCCAUUUUCCAUCGACGAUUUUUGGAUGCUUUCUUCAUCGGAGCCCUAUACAAGAUGGUCUUGGGCAAGGCUGUUUCACUUGCUGACAUGGAGGGCGUCGAUGCCGACUUCCACCGGUCCCUGCAGUGGAUGCUGGAUAACGACAUCUCUGGCGGAAUUCUGGAGCAGACCUUCUCCACCGAGGACGAGCGAUUCGGUGUCAUGACGACAGAAGACUUGAUCCCCAACGGCCGGAACAUUGAAGUCACCAACGAAAACAAGAAGGAGUAUGUUGAUCUCAUGGUAAAGUGGCGUAUUGAGAAGCGCAUUGCGGAGCAGUUCCAGGCAUUCAAGGAAGGGUUCCACGAACUUAUUCCUCAGGAUCUCAUUAAUGUGUUUGACGAGCGUGAACUCGAGUUGCUCAUUGGCGGUAUUGCUGAGAUUGACGUGGACGACUGGAAGAAGCAUACAGACUAUAGAGGAUACACCGAGUCGGACGAGGUUAUUCAGAAUUUCUGGCAGGUAGUAAGAUCAUGGGACGGGGAACAAAAAUCGCGUCUUUUGCAGUUCACUACCGGAACUUCCCGAAUUCCCGUCAACGGCUUCAAAGAUCUUCAGGGAAGUGACGGUCCGAGACGAUUCACAAUUGAGAAGACGGGAGAGCUCACCAACCUUCCCAAGGCACACACUUGCUUCAACCGCAUCGACUUGCCGCCUUACAAAAAUCUGGACACGUUGCAAAACAAGCUGACGAUAGCCGUUGAGGAGACAAUGGGAUUCGGGCAAGAGUAA
Molecule: messenger RNA, 2460 nt
Organism: Metarhizium album ARSEF 1941
Lineage: Eukaryota; Fungi; Ascomycota; Sordariomycetes; Hypocreales; Clavicipitaceae
Product: ubiquitin ligase
Exons: 5
Coding region: 1-2460 (819 amino acids)
Biological process (GO): ubiquitin-dependent protein catabolic process
Molecular function (GO): ubiquitin protein ligase activity; protein binding
Source: RefSeq, a predicted model, not a curated record